This is a messenger RNA of Orussus abietinus, 2681 nucleotides long. RefSeq names its product trypsin-1 (gene pHCl-1). Gene Ontology annotation, cellular component: membrane; synapse; neuron projection. Gene Ontology annotation, molecular function: chloride channel activity; transmembrane signaling receptor activity; serine-type endopeptidase activity. Gene Ontology annotation, biological process: regulation of membrane potential; nervous system process; chemical synaptic transmission. Bases 909 to 2531 code for a protein of 540 amino acids. The record is from RefSeq and is a predicted model, not a curated record. The transcript has 14 exons. Lineage: Eukaryota; Metazoa; Arthropoda; Insecta; Hymenoptera; Orussidae.
CGAACCGCUGCCCGACCGCGGCGACCUGCAGCGAACUGCGGCGGACCCGCGGCCAACUUGCGGAGCGCGCUCCGGGCCGCUAGCGAUCGCGAUUCCGCGCGGCCGCGGCGGCGCUUUAAGGAUUCCCGCGGCGGAUUUCCGCGACCCUCGAGGAUCUCUCGCGGCUCGCGCGAGUCGAGAAACUGUCCAAUAGCGAGCGCGCGUCGCCGUGACCGGCGAGUCUCCUCGUCGCCUCGCCAGGGGGAGGAGUGAGAGCUCUCGCGGCGGUGAAAGGUGAGAUUUUGCGCAGAUUCGGUGAGGCUGCACCCAUGAGACUUAUCAAGCCAACUAGAAAAUCGUAGGUCGGUGUCGCGGCUCCGGUGGAACGUUCCGUAGAGAGACGCGGCGACGAAGUCGUCCUCACGAGUCACGGGGAAGGGUCCACGUCCGCCCCCGGCGACUUAUCAAGGUGGCUGUGAUAAGCAAAACGAGGUAGUAACGUUGCCGCUAUUGCUUUGGCGUUAAAAAUUAACGAGCGGUGGUGAAGGAUGAACUUUCCGCGCCGCCUUAUCGCGCCUAGCCGCGCCUGUUAAAUUAAGUGGUAAAUCGUUAUCGCGGUUCCUGUGACUUUUACGAUUGCGGGAUGUGAGCGGCGUCGGAGGAUGAGCGAGGCCUGAGGAAACUCGACCGCUACCCGUGCGACUUAUCGCAGUUUCAGAUGAACUUUCCCUCGGGGUUCGGACGCGGACUAUCAUCGUCCAUGGGUCGGAGGUUAUGAAGACUUGAGGUCGACUCGUCGGGGGUGGAAAGUCAAAAUCGAGGAGCAAAGAUGCUGGGGAGCAAAAGUUAAAGGAGCCUACACAACGAACAGCAGCAACCUGCCUCGUCCAUUGCGGCCAGCCACACUUCUCACGCUAAGAUGACAUAGAAUGGGUUGGGUGGCGCUAGGGCGGCGUGUGGGUGGUGGCGGACGCCUCUCACCCAUCCUCUCGCUGUCUCUCGCCUCCCUCGCCAGCUCCCUGACCCUCGGCACCUUCUGCGUCCUCACCCUCGCCCUCACCCUGGCCACCCUUGUGCGUGCCGAGAACAUCUUCGAAGAGGGAAAGUCGGACAAGGAGAUCCUGGACAACCUGCUACUGUCGACGCGGUACGACAAGCGACUCCUGCCCCCGGUCCAAGGUACACUGAGGCCCCCGCCCCACACGCGCCAAGAUGACUACACCCCCGACCUCGAACCCACUGACCCCGACAACCCCGAGCACCUCAAACAUCAUCGGCACUACCACCACACAGCACCACACAACCACAGUUCACUGCUCACCCCUCGGCGAACCGGAACCUUGACUGUCAACGUGAGUGUGUUGCUGUUGAGUCUGGCUUCACCCGAUGAAUCUAGCUUGAAAUAUGAAGUCGAGUUCCUCCUGCAGCAGCAGUGGUACGAUCCCAGGCUGCGGUACAGCAACAGAUCGCGUUACGAAUUUCUUAACGCGAUCCAUCAUCACAACGACAUCUGGCUACCGGACACGUACUUCAUCAUGCACGGAGACUUCAAAGAUCCCCUCAUACCCGUUCACUUCGCUCUGCGCAUCUACCGCAACGGCACCGUCAACUACCUCAUGCGGCGCCACCUCAUCCUGUCUUGCCAGGGUAGACUCAACAUAUUCCCAUUCGACGACCCACUGUGUUCAUUCGCUAUCGAGAGCAUAUCGUACGAGCAAACUGCUAUCACGUAUGUGUGGAAGAACGACGAGGACACGUUGCGGAAGAGUCCCAGUCUGACCACCUUGAACGCGUAUCUCAUUCAGAACCAGACAAUCACCUGUCCUAUCAAGGCGAGCUGGCGGGGUAACUACAGCUGCCUAAAGGUGGAUCUGAUCUUCACUCGAGACCGAGCUUUCUACUUCACGACAGUCUUCAUCCCGGGGAUCAUUCUGGUGACGAGCUCCUUCAUCACCUUCUGGCUCGAGUGGAACGCCGUGCCAGCGCGCGUCAUGAUUGGCGUGACGACGAUGCUCAACUUCUUCACGACCUCGAAUGGCUUUCGAUCGACGCUUCCGGUCGUCUCGAAUUUGACGGCCAUGAACGUUUGGGACGGAGUCUGCAUGUGCUUCAUCUAUGCCAGCCUCCUCGAGUUCGUGUGCGUCAACUAUGUCGGCAGAAAACGACCUCUGCACAACGUCGUGUACCGCCCUGGCGAGAAUCCCGUCACCCAGCGGCUUCCAGCGGUGCUCAGCAGGAUAGGGAUUAUAUUGGCCAGCCCCUUGAAGCGAGAAGGUGGAGCUGCCGCUGGAGGAGGUCCUGGACCGAACGAGAUAGUGACCUGUACCAAUUGCGGGCCCAAUCCUUGCACGCACACGGCCACCAACGGAUGCGCCGCCGAGAUUGAUGGAAAGAGGGGACUGUGUAUCGACUCUCCUGAGGUACGGAAAAAAGAGCCGCCACACCCCAUCAGAGUAGCGAAGACCAUCGACGUGAUAGCAAGAAUCACGUUCCCGGCUGCCUACUUCGUGUUCCUGACCUUCUUCUUCAUCCACUACAAGGGAGCCACGUAGACCCCACCGGGGUUAUCCAAAGCGAUUCCGGUAGCAAGCUCUCCGGAGGCGAUCCACCGCCGAGAGAGGCUCCGUUCGACGAUCCAGGAUUCCCUUUUCCCGACCCUGGAGCAGGAUCCGACAUCCCGAAUCACCAGGACUCGAAGGGUA